AUUAAGUCAACUCGUUUGAUAUACAUAAAAUAAAUUCUAUGGAACCUUGCUUCACAUGUUCAAUCCUUUGAUCUAUUUUCACAUUGUUAUAUAAGAAAAUCAACGAAUACACUCUCAAGAAUCCAAGGUCCUGAUCUUGUAGCUUCCCAAGUUUCUAAUUAACUAGCCAUAUAUUCCAUUUUAGUGUAACAUUAGUUAAUCAUGGUGCAAGAGAAGAAGCUGGUGGAGGACGUGUACGGUUGGCUUAGAAUCUAUGACGAUGGUUCGGUAGACCGGACAUGGCGUGGACCACCUGAGGCCAAAUUCAUGAUUGACCCUGUUGCUCCCCAUGAACAAUUCAUCGAAGGAGUUGCCACUCGUGAUGUGACAACCGCCAUGAUCACCACCAAUGAAGGUUCCAUUCAUUGCGCCCGGCUAUAUCUACCGGAGAAAACAACCAAGGACAAUAAAAAACUGCCCAUAGUCAUACACUUUCACGGUGGCGGUUUUUGCAUUACAGAAGCAAAUUCGUACAUGUAUUACCAUGUCUACACUAAAUUUGUUCGUUGCACUCGGUCUAUUUGUGUCUCACCUUUCCUCCGACAAGCACCAGAGCAUCGUCUUCCUGCUGCUAUUGACGAUGGGCUUGCAACGCUUCAGUGGCUUCAAUUAGUUGCCAAAGGAGAAGCCUGUGACCCAUGGCUUGAGGAACAUGGCGACUUCAACAAAGUUUUCCUCAUAGGAGAUAGCACGGGAGGAAACUUGGUCCACGAAGUAGCAGCUAGAGUCGGUUCGGUAGAUCUGAGCCCAGUUCGACUCGUCGGAGGAAUUCUAAUUCAUCCUGGAUUUGUCAGGUCUGUUCGAAGCCGGUCCGAAAUUGAAUUGCCACAAUCACCAUUUCAAACAUUGGAAAUGUUGGACAAAUUGUUGAAUUUGGCACUACCAAUUGGAAGCAACAAGGACCACCCCUUCACAUGCCCAAUGGGCGUGGCCGCGCCACCCCUGGACGGCCUAAAACUGCCGUCAUUUCUUCUAUGCAUAGCUGAAAAAGACUUGAUGAGGGAUACAGAAAUGGAGUACUAUGAAGCCAUGAAGAAGGCCAAUAAAGAAAUAGAUUUGUUUGUGAGUGAGGGAAUGACACAUGCUUUCUAUCUCAACAAGAUUGCUGUGGAUAUGGACCCUAAUGUUAGUGCUCAAAUGGAUGCACUCAUUGAGAGGGUCAAAGAAUUCAUCGAGAAGCAUUAAAUUUUAAAAAUGUCUUGUGUAAGGUGUGUAUUAUGGAUAUACAAGAGUUUAUUUUCUUUCUUUUAAUAAGAAUGUGUUGUAACAUAUUUUAUUUUAAUAAUAAAU
Messenger RNA from Trifolium pratense (red clover), 1329 nucleotides. Its product is annotated as probable carboxylesterase 15. Gene Ontology annotation, molecular function: hydrolase activity. The record is from RefSeq and is a predicted model, not a curated record. The transcript has a single exon. The coding region runs from base 202 to 1224 and encodes 340 amino acids. Lineage: Eukaryota; Viridiplantae; Streptophyta; Magnoliopsida; Fabales; Fabaceae.